Molecule: messenger RNA, 3779 nt
Organism: Colossoma macropomum (tambaqui)
Lineage: Eukaryota; Metazoa; Chordata; Actinopteri; Characiformes; Serrasalmidae
Product: E3 ubiquitin-protein ligase Midline-1-like
Exons: 10
Coding region: 317-2356 (679 amino acids)
Molecular function (GO): protein binding; zinc ion binding
Source: RefSeq, a predicted model, not a curated record
AGGCCGACACAGACGUUAGUCACAACUAGCGUCCCGCUUUGCCGGACCCUAAGCCACCAGGAGAAGGAGUCAGAAGGGGAAACUGAGGGAGGAGGGAUGGAGGAGGGUGAGCCGGAAUGAUGCAGGCUGUUAAGUUGCCCCAGAUGAGGCUGUCUACAUGAGGCAUGAGACUCUCGUCGCUUUCUCGAUUCGGGUCGUUGGUCUUUAUCAUCAAGAGAGAUGUCUCCACUGUGUGGUCUGGGGCGAAAUCCAUCGAUAGCUGCCCGGCUUCCCUGGAUUUCGCUGACGCCCUCCCCGCUUCGCUCCGCCUGAAAGGAUGGACGCAUUGGAGUCGGAGCUGACCUGCCCAAUCUGCCUGGAGCUCUUCGAGGACCCGCUGCUGCUGCCCUGCGCCCACAGCCUGUGCUUCAACUGUGCCCGACGCGUCCUGCUCUCUCAUUGCGCCUCCAGCGAGCCCGUAGAGUCCAUCGGCGCCUUCCAGUGCCCUACCUGCCGCUAUGUCAUUGCCCUGAGCCCACAGCGUGGCCUGGACGGACUCAAGCGCAACGUCACCCUGCAGAACAUCAUCGACCGCAUCCAGAGGGCGUCGUCUGCCACCACGCUGCUUCUGCCCACCAGUGGGCCCAACUCGCCAGGCGACGAGGGACGUCCUCCGCCUGCUUCUCUCGCCGCCAUGACCACCACUCCCUCCCCCGAACUGGUGCAGUGCCAGUUCUGUGAGCAGGACCCACCACAGGAUGCUGUGAAGACCUGCGUCACCUGCGAGGUGUCAUAUUGUGAGGAGUGCCUGCGUGCCACGCACCCCAACAAGAAACCCUUCACGGGGCACCGCCUCAUUGAGCCCCUGCCGGACUCGCACCUCCGAGGGCUGCAGUGCUUGGAGCAUGAGGAGGAGAAGGUGAACAUGUACUGCGUGACAGAUGAGCAGCUCAUCUGCUCCCUUUGCAAGCUGGUGGGCCGCCACCGCGACCACCAAGUGGCAGCACUGAGUGACCGCUAUGAGAAACUGAAGCAAACAUUGGACUGUAACCUCAGUAGUUUGAUCAAGAGGAACAACGAGCUGGAAUCUCUGAUGGGGAAGCUCAUUCAAACCUGCCAGCAUGUCGAGAUGAAUGCAUCACGGCAGGAAGGAAAGCUCAUGGAGGAGUGCGACCUAUUGAUCAAUAUAAUUCAGGAGCGGAGACAGAUCAUUGGUGCUAAAAUCAAAGAGGGCAAAACGGUCCGAUUGCGCAAACUGGCACAGCAAAUCGCCAACUGCAAGCAGUGCAUAGAGCGCUCCUCUGCUCUUAUAACUCAGGCAGACCAGACACUCAAAGAGACUGAUCAUGCCCGCUUCCUCCAGACUGCCAAGAGCAUCUCAGAACGAGUUUCCAUGGCGACCGCAUCCUCUCAAGUCCUGAUACCUGAGAUUAAUCUGACGGACACUUUUGACACCUUUGCACUGGACUUUACCAGAGAGAAGAAAAUGCUGGAAAGUCUUGAUUACCUCACAGCACCCAGUCCCCCUGGCAUCCGAGAGGAGCUGUGCACCGCCUCCUAUGACACCAUAACUGUGCACUGGACAUCUGAUGACGAGUUCUCUGUGGUUUCCUAUGAGCUUCAGUACGCUAUCUUCACUGGACAGUCCAAUAUUGUCAGUCUCUGUAACUCUGCUGAUAGCUGGAUGAUCGUCCCUAACAUCAAGCAAAACCACUACACGGUUCAUGGCCUACAGAGCGGUACAAAGUACAUCUUCAUUGUAAAGGCCAUCAAUCAGGCAGGAAGUCGCAGCAGUGAGCCUGGAACAUUGAAGACCAACAGUCAGCCAUUUAAGCUUGAUCCUAAGUCUGCUCAUAGGAAGCUAAAAGUGUCGCAUGACAAUCUGACGGUAGAGCGUGACGAGACAUCCUCUAAGAAGAGCCAUGGUCAGGAGCGUUUCAGCAGCCAGAGCAGCUACGGGGUCACUGGAAACGUCUACAUUGACAGCGGCCGCCACUAUUGGGAGGCUCUUAUUGGAGGGAGCACUUGGUACGCAGUGGGAAUAGCCUACAAGUCCGCACCCAAACAUGAAUGGAUUGGGAAAAACUGUUCCUCGUGGGUGCUCUGCCGGUGCAACAACUCCUGGGUGGUUCGCCACAACAGCAAGGAGAUGGCCAUUGAGCCCUCUCCCCAUCUGAGACGCGUUGGAGUGCUCUUGGACUAUGAUGCCGGUUCGCUGGCUUUCUACGAUGCCGUGGGCUCUCAGCACCUUCACACCUUCCAUGUUUCCUUCACCCAGCCAGUUUGUCCAGUCUUUAACGUAUGGAACAAGUGUCUCACAGUUCUAACUGGCCUCCCCAUUCCAGACCAUCUGGAGGGCGUGGAGCCCCUUGACUGACAUGGCAAUCAAAAGUGGACAUCUUGAGCUGCUUACAAUUGCUUUCACCAGCUCGGACUAUGUUAAGCUAUCCCAAGUCACCCUAUGCACCUCGGACCAUCAUUGGCCACUUAGUACUCCCCUCCUUUUACUCAGAGUUUCAAAGAAAACACUGACAGAAAUUCUCUGUGAACAGACAGGAGGGAGUCUGAUAUCCCCUGAAAGGAAAAAAGUGUUUACUUCUGCUCUUACUGUACAGAAAACAGUGAAGUAUUUAAGAAGAUAAAAGUGAAAUCAUUUGAUAGAGAUAUUUGAGAACUUUUGCACAAUAAUGUCUAGUUUAUUUAUGAAAAGGGUGGCCAUCACAGUUGAAGUCAGUCUCACAAUUUGAUGCAAUUCUGUAACUAGGCUACCUUGUGCAAUCCCAUUAAACAUGCUUAAGCACGUCAGUUGCUUCAUUGCAUUAAGAGGCAAAACAUCUAUAAGACAUGCGAAUAUAAACUGGAUAGAAAUGAGCCAUUCUCACUUUGUAAAAUAGAAUCUUGCUUUAAUACAGCAGGACUGAUGUAAUACAUUGAUCAUGUCAUGUGUUACUUUUUUUUUACGUAAUAUUAGUGUGUCUUUUUGUUUUUGUUUUGGUCCAUGAUGACACACAUUUGUUUUUCCAUAUACAUGUACUUUAUGUUUCUGACUAUUCUAAUGUUACAAUAAUACACGUCUGUAAAAUCCACAUUUUGGAUAUCUGGAUUUCUAGACAGAUAAACAUCUAGAUAAACGUCGAGGUGAAAAAGGUCUGUUGAUUUUCAAGAUAUAAGAUGAACUGACAAUGUACCGUAUGAAUAUGAACUGGAUUUUGUUGGGGAAAGUUGUUUUUUUUUUUUUUAAUAGCAGUGGUGCCAGUGUAGUUCAGAUCAUUUACUGACCUAACAUAGCUUAUAAAUUCAAAACUACAAUUCAUGUCACGGUGUAUGUAUCUUGCUGCACAGAUAACACAAUGGUUGAGACCUCUGGAUGGACUUGAUCCCAGAGAGCUAAUGACCAUCACACGGACUGUACAAGCAGAUCUGUUCACACCUUCACUCUGUAUCAUGACAGCGUUCUUGCCUUCAAACUGAAAUGCUUGCUUAACGAUGUAUAUUAUUUAUGUUGCUCCAAUAGUUGUUUAUGUGAAGUUCUAAAAGACAAAAAAUGAAUAUUUUGUUUAAGUUUAAGAUGAAGUCUAAGCAUUUUCGAAGAUGCUAUAAUCUAUGUGGCAAAGGGUCAGCUCUUAUCUCUUUGUAUAUAAACUGUCUGCCCCUCUUUCCUGAGGGUAAAACGUUGUUGACAUACCCUGUUUUGAUCCUGUGGACACUUUUGCAAGGAGUUGUUUUGAAAGCUUGUAUCACUGUGCAAUUUUUGUAGCAUUUGUGAAAGACUGAUUAAAGGUAUGGGUCACUUGUUGGUA